Molecule: messenger RNA, 3346 nt
Organism: Pectinophora gossypiella (pink bollworm)
Lineage: Eukaryota; Metazoa; Arthropoda; Insecta; Lepidoptera; Gelechiidae
Gene: pain
Product: transient receptor potential cation channel protein painless
Exons: 2
Coding region: 181-3060 (959 amino acids)
Biological process (GO): monoatomic ion transport; transmembrane transport
Cellular component (GO): membrane
Molecular function (GO): protein binding; monoatomic ion channel activity
Source: RefSeq, a predicted model, not a curated record
GCGCAGGAUCAUCGCCUCCCACACGGCAGCGCGCGCGCCGCCUCACUCUGACCACAGAGCCGAGUGGCGCGGCCGCUCGCUAUGCGAACCAAUGAACAAACUCAGUGAACAAGUGCUUGUGAACAGUGCAGUUUAAGUGAUCCUAUAUUACCUCAUUCAGAUGCCAGUGUGUUGUGAGCCAUGACGCGGGACACUUACGAAAUGAGCGGCAACAGGCUGUCGCGCGGCAGCUCGCUGUUCGGGGCCGACCCCCAGGUGCAGCUUCGAACCGCGCUCCGUACCAACGACUACCCCACAUUCAAGAAACUCGUCAGCUAUGGCGCCGUCGACCUCGAAUACGUCUACCAGUAUCCCGACUACAAAACGUGCCUUGAAAUGGCAGUCUCCGAACCGAAUAAACAGGAAUUCGUAAAGUUACUGCUACAACACGAAGUGCAAGUCAAUAAACUUAAUGAGACUCAUGCCGCCGCUCCAAUACAUUUUGCUGUCGACAGCGGUAAUAUUGAAGCCCUCAAGGCUUUGUUAGAAGACGAUCGAAUAGAUGUAAACAUCAAAAGUAAGGGAAACACGGCACUGUUAUUGGCAAUUAAGAAAAUCGAAGAUUCAGAUGACGAUGGAGACCGUGAACAAGAUUUGGCUAAGUACGAGGACAUUAUAGAGCUUCUUCUAAAAGCCGGCUGUAACCCCAACGCUCCCGAUUCUAAAGGUGUCACUCCAGUGUAUUCUGCGUGUAAGCAAGGUCUUGAAAGAGUUGUGACUUUUAUCAUAGAUUACGCCACGGAACCCGUUGAUAUAGACACAUACAAAGAUAGAAGAGGUAAAACUGCACGCCACUUCUUGAAAGAAGCAUUUCCACACUUAGAGGCUAAGUUCGACUCGGAUACACAAAAUGCUGAAGUUAUCGAUGUGGAUAAGUUGUUCUCCUAUCUCAGCAGACACGACGAAGAGAGCUUUGUCCGUGAUUUCGGCAAGCUAGUUAAGAAAAACAAUCACAAACCUGCAUUAGCAGCUAAUAAUGGGAUGAACACUAUGCUCCAGUUAGCAACAGAGAAAGGAUUUGAAAAAGUGGUUAAAACUUUACUGAGCUCUGGAGCUGAUCCUAAUGCAACAUGCUCUGGUAACACGAAUCGUCCGAUUGCGUAUGCUUGUCAAAACGGAUAUUCUAAAAUUCUUAAAAUGUUUAUUGACAACGAUUCUACUCUAUUCGACUGCGUUAACAGUGAGUCAUUAUUACAAAUUACUGUUAAAGGAAUGAGAUCUUAUGCUAAAAAUCCGAAAUCAAACUUCAAAGAGUGCUUAGAAAUGUUAGUUAAACAUCCCAAAAUCAAUAUUAAUGUCAAUCAUUCUGACAUGAAAGAUAAUACAGCUCUGCACUACGCUGCUAGAAAUGGUGAUAAUGACACGGUGUUGGAAUUGUUAAGGAAUGGAGCUUGUAUUGGAUUACGCAACAAGUUUAACGAACCACCAUUGGCAGAUAUUAACGCCAAAACAUUGGAAACAUAUCUAGACGAAUGUAUCACGACGAACGGCGAGCGGCCCACUGAUGACGACUACGAAAUACACAUGAAAUAUAGUUUCCUAGUUUAUCCAAACAAUUCGCUCGAAAACGAAGUAUGCAAAGUGCCACUAAUGGAUAAUUCUAACAAUAACGUCAAGGAAUAUGAUGCCAUUUUGGCACCAGAAACAGACGCAUUAUUAUAUAUGACAAGAAAUGAGGAUUUAAGGCCACUUCUAAAACAUCCCGUAAUCACCAGUUUUCUCUACUUAAAAUGGCAAAGAUUAAGUUGUUUAUUCUAUGCGAACAUUACAUUUUACUCUCUGUUAUGGUUGAGUUUGAUUCUCUACAUUAUAUGGGGAUAUGGUGUGGAGAAAAAACAAUCCGAUGCUAUAGAGGUAUUGAACGUGGUAACACAUAUUGGGGCUGUAAUCGGUCUGAUUCUUCUUGUUGUCCGAGAACUGUUUCAACUGCUGGUCUCGCCCACAAGAUACUUACAAAGUAUUGAAAACUGGAUGGAGAUCGCGUUGAUAGUCGUCACUGCGUGGAUAGUCUGCUACGAUUCGGCUCAAGAAUCUACAAAACAACAACUAUCAGCAGUGGCCAUUUUGUUAUCAUCAGCGGAACUCGUUCUGCUUAUUGGUCAAUUUCCAACAUUAUCGACAUACAUCGUGAUGUUGAAAACCGUAUCAUGGAAUUUCUUCAAGUUCUUGCUUUGGUACUUUAUCCUGAUCAUUGCCUUCGCUUUGAGUUUCUAUACUCUUUUCAGAAACGUUGUAGAGGACAGCGAUCAAACCCCUCCAAAUCCUAACAACACCGGCAAAGAAAAGGAAGAUGAGGAAGAAGACUUUUUCGAAGAUCCAGGACGGUCCCUGUUCAAGACUAUUGUGAUGUUGACAGGCGAAUUUGAUGCCGGAUCUAUUAAGUUCAGUACAUUCCCGGUGACCAGUCAUAUUAUAUUUAUUGUUUUCGUUUUUAUGAUUCCUAUUGUGUUGUUCAACCUUCUGAACGGUUUGGCCGUUAGCGAUACACAGGAGAUUAGGGCAGACGCCGAACUCGUUGGCCAUAUUUCACGAAUCAAACUCAUAUCUUAUUUCGAGAGCGUUCUGAUUGGUAACGCGAAAGAAUACGCAAAACCAUCGAGGUGCUGGUCAUGGCUACCACAGUACUUACAAGAAAUGCAUAUAAUUACACCAAAGAUGCUGUGUAUAAAACCUUUCGCCAAGCGCAUAAGCUUGUUUCCUCACUUCUUGCCUAAAUACCGGAUAAUAGUCAAGCCGAAUCAAGAGAAUAAAAUCGAUAUACCUCAUGCGGAACCGCUGGGAAAAUAUGGUGAUGAUUACGAGGAUGUUGAGACAGGUGGAUGUUGCUUCGAACGCUGCCAGAACUACAGACUUGAUCGGAAGAUUGUGAAGAAUGCAAAGGUUGUGAUAAGCAAAAAGACGAAUGUAACGGUAUUUGACGAAAUUAAAGACAAGUUGAAUCAGUAUGAAACAAAAAUCGAAAGUUUGGAAACAACAUUAAAAGAGGUGCUGCAGGCUAUUCAGUCCUCUCGAAACUACUAAUUCUUUACAAUCGCAUUUAUAGAUUUCGUUGUAUUUACAAUGUUUUUUUUAUAAGCUUUACAUUAUAUUUUUAAAAGUAUUUUACGUAAAGUACAAUAGAGAUCGCAUAUUUAUGUUACAGCUUCGCAAAUAAUUAUUAUGUAAUUUUUAUUAGAUGUUUUUAUUAACCUCGAUGUUUUGUCGCUAAUAUUUAAAACUGCCUUCCACUAGAUUAAACGAAUAAUUAUUUUAUUAUAUUGUAGAAUGUUACAUUUUAUUGACAUAAAUAACAUUGAUCCAAGAAAAA